Molecule: messenger RNA, 1866 nt
Organism: Cebus imitator (Panamanian white-faced capuchin)
Lineage: Eukaryota; Metazoa; Chordata; Mammalia; Primates; Cebidae
Product: sphingomyelin phosphodiesterase 5
Exons: 10
Coding region: 1-1824 (607 amino acids)
Biological process (GO): sphingomyelin metabolic process
Cellular component (GO): cytoplasm
Molecular function (GO): sphingomyelin phosphodiesterase activity
Source: RefSeq, a predicted model, not a curated record
AUGGACCCAUGGGGUCUGGGUUCCAAUGGGAAUCUUUCAGCAACCAGCAAGGAGUCCCAGAACCAAGAGGGCGCCCCGACACCGCGGGGCUGCAGAGAGAGCGUAGUGGGUGGGGUGGAUUCUGCCUUGGGGGAGCUGGAGUGCGCAGCCUAUUCCGUGUUGACCUGCGUGGGGGCGAGUACUGGCGAGGAGCGCACGCUGCUCCUCACCUGCGCGGCGCCGCCCGCACUCAAGAACGGUCGCGGUCCACGUGGCGCUGGCUGCAGCCGAUCCCCGUGCGCCUUCGCAGCCGCCGAAGUUCCUCGAGGGUUUGGAGUGGGCGGCUUCGCUAAGCGAAAGCGCCGGGCUACCCAAGCCCGAGCCUCCCCGCGGGCUCUGUGCACAGGCUGCGCCACGUGGCCUUCACCCCUCGACUCCUCCGCACCCCCGGCCCCCGGCGCCCUGCGGCCCUCGCCCUUCCCGCACCCGGCGCUGCACGGCCUCCACCGCCUGGCGCGCGCGCUGCUCUUCCCGGCCUACUGGACCCUGGAUCAGCUGCUGGGCUGCUGUGCACCAACGGCGCGCCCGAUGAGCCUGGGGAGGCUGAGACGGGCGGCGCGCGGCUUCGCGGCGCUGCUGCUGCUGCUGCUGGUCGGCCUGCCCCUGGCGCUGCCCGGCCUGCUGCUCUGGCUGUGGCUGCAGGUUUGGCGCCGCCCCUUCUGCUACCGCCCCCCUCCGCUGUGCUGGGCGCCGCCCGCACCCUGGCGCCCGCCGGCUGAACCCGGGCGCUGCUUUGCCUUCCUCACAGCCGAUCUGUGCCUGCUCCCCGACGGGCUGGCGCGCUUCAGCAACCUGCCGCACAGCCAGCGACGGGCCGAGGCCAUCGGCGCCGCGCUGCUGGCCGGACUGCGGCCCCCGCUCUACAGGGCGACGGACUGCACCCAGCCCUGGCCCAGGGCGCCGCGCGGGGCACUGGUGGCCUCGCUGCCCGUGGGUCUGGACUUUGUGUGCCUGCAGGAAGUAUUCGAUCUGCGAGCAGCGCGUCGCCUGGUGAACCGCCUGGCGCCCAACCUGGGUCCUGUGCUGUACGACGUGGGUACCUUCGGCCUACAGCCGGGGCCGCACCUGAAGCUACUGGGCAGCGGGCUGCUGCUGGCCUCGCGCUACCCGCUGCUGCGCGCCGCCUUCCGUUGCUUCCCCCAUGCGCGUGGCGAGGACGCGCUGGCUUCCAAGGGACUACUGUCCGCACAGGCGCAGCUGGGCUGCCUGGACGGGCGCCGCAUAGUGGGAUUCCUGCACUGCACGCACUUGCAAGCACCGGCUGAGGACGGGCCCUUGCGCAGCAAACAGCUGACGCUAAUGCUGGACUGGGCCGAGCAGUUUGAGGCACAGAGCGACCAGAGUGGAGAGGUCGUGGCUUUCAGCGUGCUCCUGGGCAACCUAAACUUCGACAACUGCUCAAAAGACCACGCGCUGGAGCAGGAGCACGAGCUCUUCAGCCGCUUCCAGGACCCCUGCCGACUGGGCACACGCCAGGAGCAGCCCUGGGCCCUGGGGACCAUACUGAGCACCUCCGUGCUCCACCACUCCGUGGCCUGCUCCCCCGAGAUGCUGCGGCGGGCCCUGGAGCAGGAGAAAGGACGCCACCUCUACCUGGCCGGCCAUCCCUGCAGAAGCCUCCGGGCUAAACCCUGGAGAGGUCGGCGCCUGGACUACAUCACCUACUGCGGAGUUCCCGGGGGCCUGCUGCGCCCAGAGGUGCAGCAGGUGAUGUUCAGCACCGCCCUGGCAGGGCUCACGGACCACCUGGUGGUGGGCCUGCAGCUACGAGUCUCUGCGUCCUAAGGCGCAGGUGGAAGGCGCGUAGCCGGCACACACAGACACGGC